Molecule: messenger RNA, 984 nt
Organism: Arabis nemorensis
Lineage: Eukaryota; Viridiplantae; Streptophyta; Magnoliopsida; Brassicales; Brassicaceae
Source: the annotation of a GenBank genome assembly
AUGGCUGGUAAAGCGGAUACUAAUAUGGCUGCACAAGGUUCAUUAUCAAGAGAACCCCUUGAGGUGUGGAAUAGUGAGAUGAAAUCCGGCGUAGAUGAUAAUUUACAAGCUGUACUUGUACAUGUCGAGAGCUACCUGAAGGAGGGUUCAGAGGAAGAUGCAAGAAAGGGGUUAGGGGUUCUGUUAGGUAGGGUCGAGUCAGCUGCAGCAAGUUUACGCUAUUUGAGAUCAAAAGCUACAAUCUUGACCCUUCCUGGUUUAGCCCAUUCGUCACUCGGUGUAGAACAGUCAGAGCUAAAAGAUGAUAGUUUAGUGUCUCAAGUGGCUAAGAACAUAAGUGUUCUUUCUUCUCAUAAUCCAGGUGAAGAUACAUUGGCUGGAACUAGCAAGAGCCAUAUAGAGGACGGAGCUUAUACGCGGAAGAUACUCCAAUCCAUACAUGAUGUUACUGAUGUGCUGGAGUCUCUUGUGACGAGGGUAAUAGCGGCGGAAUCUGAAACGUCUUUUCAGAAGAAGAGGGUAACUAUAAGUGAGGAAGAAAUUAGAAGGAAGAAAAUCCAAAUCGAGACUGUGUCUUUGAGGUUAGAAGAGAUGAAAAAGGCUAUACUUGGAAGUAAAACUAUUCUAGACGAAACAACGGAGACAAUUAAAAGACUAGUUGAAGAUAGAAGGAGGGAUAGAGAAAGAGCUGUGGAAAAUGAAGAGGAGCUUCAUCGUAUGAAGACAGAGUGUGAGUCACUUAGAAAUUACAUCAAUACUUCCACAACACCAAUUUCAUCCGAGCGGCAAUUCCAAACCAUGGAAGCCCGGUUGGUUGCUAAGUCGACACAACUGGAAGGCGAGAAAGCGCAGAAAGAGGUAGAAGUGCAAAAGCUGAUGGAGGAGAACGUGAAGCUAACAGCUCUUCUUGACAAGAAAGAAGCUCAGCUUCUGGCCUUAAAUGAACAAUGCAAAGUCAUGGCUUUGAAUGCUUCAAACAUCUGA